CGGAAAUACAGGUUCACCCAGCAAGUCGUCGCAAACAUGGCUCUGGGGCGGCUGCGGCCUCUUUUCAAUCGAUUUCGUGCGCGUGGCCCAUUCGUGAAGCAGACAUCAUUUAUCCUUUUCAAUUUUAUAACAUGGAUACCGGCUGUUAUAUGGUUCAACUCGAACGUCGGCGACAUCGUCUGGAUCCAGGGCGGUUCAAUGUACCCGUAUCUAAACACCGAUAUUAAUCGAACCACGAAGAAAGAUGCUUGCUGGAAUAGCAAAUGGGAGCCCUUGGAAGGUUUGAGGAGAGGAAUGAUUGUAUCAUUCUGGAGCCCAGCCCACCCCGAAGUCGAAGCCGUGAAACGCGUGAUUGGCCUUGAAGGCGAUGUUGUUUUCACUCGAAAGCCGUUUCCAAACCCUCAUGCUACGGUUCCAACAGGCCAUAUAUGGGUUGAAGGCGAUGGUGGCCAUAACGGAAAAGAAAGCCUGGAUAGCAAUACUUAUGGGCCAAUCCCUAUGAAUCUGGUUACGGGACGGGUUACAUAUGCGCUUUGGCCGUGGAGAACCUUUGGUCCUAUCAAUUGGUGGGAAUGGAAGCCAAAAACUAGGGUCAUCAAGGCGAAGCGAUGAAUACGACGAGGCUGGAAGGGAUAUACACGGGUUUCUAUACUGAAGGGCGGCGUCAAGCAAGGCGUAUGCCACUGAUCUACUAUCACCACCUCGGAUAGUAAGGUACCAGGGUCCUCGGAGCUGUGCAUUUAAUACUGUUGGCUAUGUCCGAGGAGCACCGAGCGAACCCGAGCGACCUAUUACGGAGAAAGACCAGCCAUUACGGCUUGGGCCUUGCAUUGCGAUGUGGUAGAGGACAUGCCAACCCAUAGCAUCGGUCACAGAGCUUUUUGAGGGUGCAGAGACAGGUUGAGGUUGAUGGAACAGUGUCGUUGUAGGAUAGCAUCUUCUAGAAGGGCGGCAUUAUAUUAAACACCGGCCCUGCCGGGUAUGGUAUGACUGUACUAUAGCGUGUCGUAAAAUGUAUUUAUGUUGACAAG
Molecule: messenger RNA, 1031 nt
Organism: Pseudogymnoascus verrucosus
Lineage: Eukaryota; Fungi; Ascomycota; Leotiomycetes; Thelebolales; Thelebolaceae
Exons: 2
Coding region: 37-612 (191 amino acids)
Biological process (GO): mitochondrial respiratory chain complex assembly
Cellular component (GO): membrane; mitochondrial inner membrane peptidase complex
Molecular function (GO): serine-type endopeptidase activity
Source: RefSeq, a predicted model, not a curated record